AUGCGAAGGAAGAGUUCACGUCCUUCCCAUGCGAAGGAAAAGUUCCCUUCCUUCCCAUGCGAAGGAAGAGUUCACGUCCUACCCAUGCGAAGGAAGAGUUCACGUCCUACCCAUGCGAAGGAAGAGUUCACGUCCUACCCAUGCGAAGGAAGAGUUCACGUCCUGCCCAUGCGAAGGAAGAGUUCACGUCCUUCCCAUGCGAAGGAAGAUUUCACGUCCUUCCCAUGCGAAGGAAGAGUUCACGUCCUUCCCAUGCGAAGGAAGAGUUCACGUCCUUCCCAUGCGAAGGAAGAGUUCACGUCCUUCCCAUGCGAAGGAAGAGUUCACGUCCUUCCCAUGCGAAGGAAGAGUUCACGUCCUUCCCAUGCGAAGGAAGAGUUCACGUCCUUCCCAUGCGAAGGAAGAGUUCACGUCCUUCCCAUGCGAAGGAAGAGUUCACGUCCUUCCCAUGCGAAGGAAGAGUUCACGUCCUUCCGAUGCGAAGGAAGAGUUCACGUCCUUCCGAUGCGAAGGAAGAGUUCACGUCCUUCCGAUGCGAAGGAAGAGUUCACGUCCUUCCGAUGCGAAGGAAGAGUUCACGUCCUUCCGAUGCGAAGGAAGAGUUCACGUCCUACCCAUGCGAAGGAAGAGUUCACGUCCUACCCAUGCGAAGGAAGAGUUCACGUCCUACCGAUGCGAAGGAAGAGUUCACGUCCUUCCGAUGCGAAGGAAGAGUUCACGUCCUUCCGAUGCGAAGGAAGAGUUCACGUCCUUCCGAUGCGAAGGAAGAGUUCACGUCCUUCCGAUGCGAAGGAAGAGUUCACGUCCUUCCGAUGCGAAGGAAGAGUUCACGUCCUUCCGAUGCGAAGGAAGAGUUCACGUCCUUCCGAUGCGAAGGAAGAGUUCACGUCCUUCCCAUGCGAACGAAGAGUUCACGUCCUUCCGAUGCGAAGGAAGAGUUCACGUCCUUCCGAUGCGAAGGAAGAGUUCACGUCCUUCCGAUGCGAAGGAAGAGUUCACGUCCUUCCGAUGCGAAGGAAGAGUUCACGUCCUUCCGAUGCGAAGGAAGAGUUCACGUCCUUCCGAUGCGAAGGAAGAGUUCACGUCCUUCCGAUGCGAAGGAAGAGUUCACGUCCUUCCGAUGCGAAGGAAGAGUUCACGUCCUUCCGAUGCGAAGGAAGAGUUCACGUCCUUCCGAUGCGAAGGAAGAGUUCACGUCCUUCCCAUGCGAAGGAAGAGUUCACGUCCUUCCCAUGCGAAGGAAGAGUUCACGUCCUUCCCAUGCGAAGGAAGAGUUCACGUCCUUCCGAUGCGAAGGAAGAGUUCACGUCCUUCCGAUGCGAAGGAAGAGUUCACGUCCUUCCGAUGCGAAGGAAGAGUUCACGUCCUUCCGAUGCGAAGGAAGAGUUCACGUCCUUCCCAUGCGCGAAGGAAGAGUUCACGUCCUUCCGAUGCGAAGGAAGAGUUCACGUCCUUCCCAUGCGCGAAGGAAGAGUUCACGUCCUUCCGAUGCGAAGGAAGAGUUCACGUCCGAUAAAAUCUUGGUUGAAUUUUCUUGUGAACUUUUAA
Messenger RNA from Chilo suppressalis (striped riceborer), 1548 nucleotides. The record is from the annotation of a GenBank genome assembly. Lineage: Eukaryota; Metazoa; Arthropoda; Insecta; Lepidoptera; Crambidae.